AUGGGAGGAAUUGGAAAAACAGCUCUUGCGCGGUUGAUUUACCAUGAUCCUCGACUGAUCUACAAGGAUGGACAAGAUCAGAGAAGAUUUGACAAAAAGAUUUGGGUAUUUAUUUUAAAUAAUUUUGACACGAUAAAGAUUGCACAAGCUAUCAUUUUAGCUUUGAAGGAGGAUAAUCACCCGGACAUAACUUUUGCCAAGUUCAUGCAACCUUCAAUUACAUUGCAAUACCUUCUUAAACAUAUCAUGGAAACUAUGGUAGAAAUUAAAUUUAUGCUCAUCUUAGACGACAUGUGGGAAGAUAAUCAUAACUAUGGUUGGGAACAACUCCAUACUGUUUUAAAAAAAGGCAAGGCUGGGAGUAUAACUGUGGUUACUACUAGGAAGCUAUCUAUUGCAAAGAAGAUGUCUUCCGACUCGGAUUGCAUCUAUGAUUUGUCAAUUUGGCAUGAGGUAGAUUGUCUCUCAAUCCAUGAACAAUUUCUUUUAGAUGGAAAAGAUCAACUUUCUGAUGAAGAACGCGAAAGCUUGAGAAAUAUUUCGAUGAAAGCAAAGGCUUGCCUCUGGUUGCGAAGGCUUUGGGAAAAUUUUUGCUAG
This is a messenger RNA of Hibiscus syriacus, 597 nucleotides long. Its product is annotated as disease resistance RPP13-like protein 4. The record is from RefSeq and is a predicted model, not a curated record. The transcript has a single exon. Gene Ontology annotation, molecular function: ADP binding. Gene Ontology annotation, biological process: defense response to other organism. The coding region runs from base 1 to 597 and encodes 198 amino acids. NCBI's taxonomy places the organism in Eukaryota, Viridiplantae, Streptophyta, Magnoliopsida, Malvales, Malvaceae.